Molecule: messenger RNA, 1251 nt
Organism: Pichia kudriavzevii
Lineage: Eukaryota; Fungi; Ascomycota; Pichiomycetes; Pichiales; Pichiaceae
Exons: 1
Coding region: 1-1251 (416 amino acids)
Cellular component (GO): cytoplasm
Molecular function (GO): ATP hydrolysis activity; GTP binding
Source: RefSeq, a predicted model, not a curated record
AUGGCGAGAGACCCGUUAAUUGGUAUUGUUGGGAAACCCUCUAGUGGUAAAUCCACAACUUUAAACUCCUUAACUGAUGCCAACGCUAAGAUUGGUUCUUUUCCGUUUACGACGAUAGAGCCAAAUAGAGCAACUGGCUAUCUAAAAAUUGACUGUGCAUGCUCACGUUUUGGUAAGGAAGAUCUGUGUAAACCAAAUUAUGGUUGGUGUGAACAAGGUAAAAGACAUGUUCCAAUUGAACUUUUAGAUGUUGCAGGUUUAAUUCCUGGUGCUUCUCAGGGUUUAGGCUUAGGUAAUAAAUUUCUAGACGAUUUAAGACAUGCAGAUGCAUUGAUCCAUGUUGUAGAUGUUUCUGGGACAACUAAUGCCGAGGGUAAGGCGACAAGAGGUUAUGACCCAUUGAAGGACAUAGAGUGGCUACAAGAUGAAAUCAGAUUAUGGAUUGAAGGUAAUUUGCUUAAAAGAUGGGGCUCGAUUGUAAGACGACAUACAGCUACUAAGUCAUCGAUUGUUGAUACUUUGAGGGCGCAAUUUGGUGGUUACGGUGCGAAUUUAAACUUGGUCAAAGAAGCUGUUGAUUCUAUAAAGGAUUUACCACCUUUAGAAGAAUGGGAUAACGAAUGGAUCACAACUGUGGUUAAGGCAUUUAUGAGGUAUAAAUUUCCGACAGUUUUGGCACUAAAUAAAAUUGACCACCCUGAUGCAGACAAAAAUGUCUCCAAGAUUCUCUUGAAAUACCCCGAUACAAAGGCUGUUGUCACAAGUGCAAUAACGGAACUAUUUUUGAGAAAACUCAAGAAACAGGAUUACAUAAAGUAUGAGGAAGGUACCGAGUUUGUGGACACAUUUGAGGAUCUAGGUGAGGAGUCUGGAUUGAAGCCAUUGGAUGAAAAGCUAAAGGAAAAGCUGGAAAAUAUUCGAGAUCUGGUUUUAUAUAGAUUUGGCUCAACCGGUGUUGUUCAGGUUUUACAAGAAGCUGCAAAUGUUUUAGACUUGAUUCCCGUAUUUACGGUCAGAAAUAUCAAUACAUUCACCGGUAAUAGCGGCAACUAUGUUUUCAGAGAUUGCAUGCUUUUCAAAAGAGGCAGUAAAGUUGGUGCAGUUGCGAGAAGCAUAAUGGGAGAAGUCACUAUUGCCGUGAUCGAGGGUGUGGGAGGCAGAAGAAUCUCCCCUGAUGAUACAAUUGAUGUGGGUAAAAAUGACAUUUUAACCUUUAAGGUUGCUCCAGGUGGUGGACCAACACAAGAAUAG